GUGCCAGGACAGUGCACGAGCGUCAUUCGGCGCGUACUGAGCGAAAAGCGAAAGAGAGAGAGAGCCGCCGCGCCGUCGGAGGACCAACACGAGAGCGACCGCGCCGUCGUCGUCGCAGUGCCGUCAGCGUCGUCGUUGUCGUCGUAGUCGUAGUCGUAGUAAAUACGAGACGCAGUCGUGAGAUAGUCUGCGAUCGGGUGGUCAAACCGUCUUGCCUCUUCGCGCGGAUUUCUUAGUGCGACACGAGACGGGAAGUUCCUGUCGAGGGAUCGAAUUCCACGGCGAACGACGUGUCACGCGCGCGUCCCCUAGAACGGAUACCUACGAUCCAGAUAUAGCGGCCGGCUCAAAAAUCACUUGAUGCGCUGAGGAUGCGCCGUGAUUUCCGCAACGGUGGGCUUGCCUGCGCCGUUGUUGUGUGGGUGUCGUCGACCUGCCUGCUCGUCCUCUCACUGUCAUCAUCGAUCACCACUGCAGAGCCGUCACUGCGGUCCGUCGGUCGAUGUCCCUCCUUCGUCGAGCAGAACGUAUGUCCGUCCAGGUCGCCAGGCUGCGAGAAUGACUUCCAGUGCCAAAGUGCGGAGGAACGCUGCUGCGAGACCGCGUGCGGUCUCCGCUGCGUCGUCGGCGAGCUGAGCGGCUGUGAGCAAUUGGCGUUGGCGGCCGUGAGACGGUCACGAGGACCUGCAACGUCCCGCAGACCACCGCAAUUCGUGCCCCGAUGCAGCAACGAGACCGGCGAGUUUGAGAGGGUGCAGUGCGAGCCGGAGGGACGCAAUUGCUGGUGCGUCAACGAGCUCGGCAUCGAGGUCCCCGGCACCAGGGCGCCGAGCAAGGAAGUCGUCGACUGCGACAAGCCGCGUGCCUGUCCAGCUCACAGCUGCCGUAUGUUCUGCCCCUUGGGAUUCGAGAUCAACGAGAGCACAGGUUGUCCCAAGUGCGAAUGCCGCGAUCCUUGUCGCGGCGUCACCUGCCCAGGUGUAGGUCAGACGUGCGAGCUUAUCGACGUGAGCUGCGCGCGACCUCCGUGUCCUCCUGUACCCAGCUGUCGUAAGGCGAAGUCCCUGUUGACGAUCUGUCCGGUGGGUGAGCCGCUGCAAAUCACGGACUCGCCGCGACCGUUCCUCUGCGGCGACAGACCCGGCAAACCGACCUGCCCGCCGAUGUACAGCUGCCUGGUGGAGCCCCAGCAAGAAUACGGGGUGUGUUGUCCGUCGAAUGUGCGGCUGCAACGGGUCGGUGAGUGUCCCGUGGACGAUCUGACGACGACGACGGAGUGUGGAUCCACUUGUCGCUACGAUCUGGAGUGCCCCAGUCCGCAAAAGUGCUGCAACAACGAACGCUGCGGCGGUAACGUGUGCGUGGUACCACGCGGUCUCAGCGUGUGCAAUCGGGACCGCGUGCUCGCGGAGAUGCUCAGCGUCUCCGAGCGUCAGGGUCGCGGUUACGUUCCUCAGUGCACGGAAGAUGGAAAUUACGAGACAAGGCAGUGCUCGAGGAAUGGUCUAGUUUGCUGGUGCGUGGACGACAGAGGUAGAAAGAUAUCCGGUUCAAUGGGUCCCGCGGAGAAGAUCGACUGCAAAUCGAUAAUCAAGGCGCGCUCUCUUCCAGCGUCUUGCACGCCUCAGCAGUGCGCCCAAGUCUGCCAAUACGGCUUCAAAACGGAUGUUUCCGGUUGCCCAACUUGCGAAUGCGACGACCCGUGCGAGGGAUUUCCUUGCCCGGAAGGACAAGAAUGUAUAUUGAAACGCGAGGAUGGCUGUCCUGAUUUUCUCUGUCCGACAAAACCGGAAUGUAAACCCAAGAAAACUUACAAAAGCCCCUGCCUACCCAGUACACCGCUAAUUGAUCAGAACGGGAAUGCUGCGACUUGUGCCUCGAACGAAACUUGUCCCGACGGCUACAAGUGCACGAUGGUGCCAGAGGCCGGUCAAUCUGUGUGCUGCAUGGAAACAUCAAGCCCUACAAAAGCACCUACUAUGUGCGAGUACUUGCGGGACUUCAACGAUCGUAUGGAGGGCACGAGAGAAGGUAUGUUUUUGGCCAUCCCGGCACCUCAGUGCGAGUCGGAUGGUAGUUAUCAGGCUCUGCAGUGUCACAAUAACAGCUGCAGUUGCGUGAACCAUCGCGGCGUGAUGCUGAAGACCGGAUUGGAUCCCUCCACUGCUGACUGCAGCAGCACCGUGAAGGAGCUCGCGAGAACCUGCCAACGCUUGUACUGCAACCUAAUCUGUCCGUACGGAUAUGAGCUGGACGCAGCCGGCUGCGAGCAAUGCCGUUGCCACGAACCGUGCCGCGACGUCACUUGUGGUCCUCACGAGGCUUGCACGAUGAUCGACGUCAACUGCGGUCAAGAUCAGUACUGUCCCGCUGUACCUGCCUGCCUAACCACCAAACCGGGCCAAUGUCCGUACUUAGUACCGAGCUCGUCGAGCUGCGAGCUGCAGUGCAGCAACGAUCAGGAGUGUCCAUCCGGCGACAAGUGUUGUUCGACCGGUUGCGGCACGCAAUGUGUAUCACCGGUGAUGGCCACAGCAUGUCAGCACGCUCGCGCGGUUGCCGAGCACGCAGCUCGCGAGUCCGGCGAGCCCGCUCGCAGGAUCUACAUACCCAGAUGCGACGUGAACGGCGCGUUUGAGCCAGUACAGUGUCACAAUGGCGUAUGCUGGUGCGUAGACGAAGAGGGCAAGGAAGCGGCUGGUACACGAGUCCUCGAAGGCAUCGUGCCACGUUGUAACACACCUCUCAGGUGCCCAGAGAUCAACUGCAAGUUAGACUGCGCGGAUGGCUACGAGCCGGAUCCAAAUACCGGUUGUCCGACGUGUUCGUGUCGAGAUCCGUGCCGAAGUGUAACUUGUCGCGGCGAAAACGAGGCGUGCAGGAUGGUGGAAGUGGCGUGCAGUGCACCUCCGUGUCCACCUGUACCGGUUUGCCUACCGAAGAAAGAUAAUCCGUGUCCAAACGGCUCUCCGUUGCUCGACUCGGACGGUACUGUGGCCACUUGCGGCCCUCAUGGCCAUCAUUGCCCAUCCACGCACAAGUGCGAGUUGUCGCCAUUGGACGAGUACGCAGUCUGUUGUCCCAAGCCACGCGACGUGUGCUUUGAGCCACCCAAACGGGUACCCUGCAAUCCGAACGCGUCCGGCUUCAACGAGACUGAGAGAUGGUACUUUGAUCCGGAGCGCAACGAGUGUCGACGUAAACACGAGUGCACCCUUGGCCACAACGACUUUGCCAGCCGAUUGGUGUGCGACACCGUGUGUCCCGUGUUGUCGCAAUGCGAGAGACUGCGCGAGAAGAACUUGAAAAGGUCGCAGAGAUUGAAACGACCCACGUUCCUGCCUAAGUGCAAUCCAGACAGUGGCACAUGGGAGCCGGUGCAGUGUCUGGAGCACGUCGGAGUCUGCUGGUGUGUCAAUCGGAAAGGUCAGCCUGUGAAGGGUUCGCUUACUAGGGGAGAGGAGCCCAAGUGCAAUUUCCGGCAAGCUAGACGGGGUAGUCGGGGACAGCAGUCGCAAGAGAUCGACCGGGAGAUUCAAGCGAUCAUGGAGGACGCUUUGCUGAAUUUAGAGACGACGGACGAGAGGCAAACGGAAAGGCUCAUGGGCACCAGAUGUCAGGCGAUGAAGGAAAAGGGUCAUGUGCCGGCGAUAUGCGACCCGCAGGGUAGAUUCGAGCCCAUGCAGUGCGCCGGUGAUACUUGCUGGUGCGUCGACGAAGCGGGCAAUCAGCUCAUUGGAUCGGAACCGUUCUUGAAGGGAACGAGCAUCUGUCUACCAACGCCGGUUGAGGCGGUAGAGGUGACACUACGUUUCCCCGGUCGAUUUCUCGCUACUGACAAAGCGCGAUUUGUGAAGGAAGCCGAGAACUUUUUACAGGAGCUCGGAGCGAGGCUGAAAAAAGAUGUGCGGGUGGAGAUCAAUCAGGACUCAGCGAUCUUGAGCUUCGAGAUCGUCGGCGCAAACAAGGUGGAUGUGGCGUUCCAUUUGGAGGAACUCACGCGGAUCCAAAAGCUUUCCAUGCUGGGCUCGUCCGCGGAUGCGACCACGUCGCGCUUCACGCAUCGCUCUGCUCCUGUUACGAUGCACGGCAGAAUUGUUGCAUUGGAGCAGCGCGAGAUUCUCACCCAAGUGGAAACGCCGGUCUAUCAAACGGCGACGGUUGUGCUUGCGGCAGGAAGCGCCUUCGUAAUCAGCAGUCUCGUCAUUCUGUUGAUGUUGUAUCGCAAAAAGAUGAAAAUGAAGGAUCAUAUGAAAGCGCUUCCGAUGGAUCAACAUUUCCUCGCCUACAGCCAACAGCCGGUUUACGUAAUAUCGGGAUCGGAGCAGGACGAGAAGGAAAAAGAGGCUGCCGCGCAUAUGAUUGAGGACAUUCAUACUACGGACACCAUCGUAGGAGCAUAAGCGAUUCGACACUUCUCACUUGGGUCAACGUCUCCGUCUUGUACGGUAGUGAUUCGCAAAGCCUGGCUCAUCGGAAGCGCAUAAAAUCUACGAUUCGCUGACAGGCAUCCAUCGAUAUAUAACGUAUAUGGCUACAUAACGAUAUAUAACGUAUAUGGCUACACAGGGACGUCGGUCGAUACCCUUCGAAGCAUGUUACGUUCAGCCAACGCUUCCGGAGGCUGAUGAGCGCGCGUCAAUCACGAUUAAUUCUCGGUCCGCCGAACUUUUGAGUCUACAAAAGACCCCUCUCUGUCUCUGCGAUUUAUUUUCUACAGCGCGUCCGAUGAAUCCUACAACCAGCGAUUAAGACGAUUCCUUGUAAGGAAAUAAGUAAAAACUUACGUUAAAAAAGUAUUUGAUAUUUAUGAUUUUUAAGUACGAAUAUUUAAAUUUUUAACAUACAAUAUAUAUAUAUACAGGGUGUUCAAAAAGUCCCGGACCGGUGAAAUAUCUCGAAAACUAAGCAU
This is a messenger RNA of Odontomachus brunneus, 4912 nucleotides long. Its product is annotated as cysteine-rich motor neuron 1 protein. Gene Ontology annotation, biological process: cell-matrix adhesion. The record is from RefSeq and is a predicted model, not a curated record. The transcript is spliced from 9 exons. Bases 372 to 4403 code for a protein of 1343 amino acids. Gene Ontology annotation, molecular function: serine-type endopeptidase inhibitor activity. Gene Ontology annotation, cellular component: basement membrane; extracellular region. NCBI's taxonomy places the organism in Eukaryota, Metazoa, Arthropoda, Insecta, Hymenoptera, Formicidae.